AUGGGUCAGGAUUGGGUUGGAGUUAGAAUGGGUGAGACCACCCAUCAGCAUAAAUCCCUAAAACAUCAGAUGCAUCUCUUGACAAUGUUUGAAACUUUCCAGCCAACAAUUGAAUUCCACCCUUGCCAGGAUCAGCGUUCGGAUCGAGUGGCCAUGGAGCAUCAGCAUUUGCUGCUCUUGUUGGAGCGGGCAGCUCUCAACAGCAUUUCGGCACCGAACAAAGGUGCUGCUGCUUUCCUGAGAAGGUUGGGCCACCUGGCUCAGCAGGAUCGCUCCAUUGACCGUUCCAGUUGGGUCUCUGAGGGCCCGCGCUGCGGACCCCAAACUCCAGAGAAGCGGCAGAGUUUGUUGGAGGAUUUGAGUGAUCUCGGCGACGAGGUCCCAGACGCUUCAGAGGUGGACGCCGAUGCCAAUCAGUGA
Molecule: messenger RNA, 420 nt
Organism: Cladocopium goreaui
Lineage: Eukaryota; Dinophyceae; Suessiales; Symbiodiniaceae
Source: the annotation of a GenBank genome assembly